Myxocyprinus asiaticus (Chinese sucker) is the source of this 1139-nucleotide messenger RNA. RefSeq names its product ribonuclease H2 subunit B-like. Bases 169 to 1092 code for a protein of 307 amino acids. Gene Ontology annotation, cellular component: nucleoplasm; ribonuclease H2 complex. Gene Ontology annotation, biological process: ribonucleotide metabolic process; RNA catabolic process. The record is from RefSeq and is a predicted model, not a curated record. The transcript has 11 exons. Lineage: Eukaryota; Metazoa; Chordata; Actinopteri; Cypriniformes; Catostomidae.
AGCAUACUUAAAAUAUUAGCGGAAUAAAACAUUACUCCGAGUUUACACGCCCCUAUCUGGACUGUAAACACUAUUUGCCGCCAUUUCUCUGGAGCCUCGCUGCUGCAGCGCUCUCUCUUACUUUAGACAGACAAGCAGCAUUUACAAUUUUAACGCUCAGUCCUUGAAAUGACUACUAAAAAGAAACGCUCUGCGCAUACCAAUAGAGACAGAUGGGUUGUCAUUGCGCCAGAUUCAGUACUGGACACAGGCAGUUCUGCAGACAGUGAUCCAUCAUUUACCAAAUUAAAGAAUCCUGCUACAGGAAGUUCUUCGCUGUACCUGUUUGGUUGCGGUGAUGUCAGAGUUUAUGAGGUAAAAGCUUUUAAUGAAGAGUUCCGGUCCUGGUUUAUUGGACAGACAGUACAAAGAGAUGGUAGACUGCUGUAUGUGACUCCCAUUGAUUGUUUAUUUCUGCUGUUGCCAUACAUUAGGAGUGCUGCCACUGAGGGAAAGUUCCAGCCAGUGAAGCAGAUGGUGAUGGAUGAGGAUUUCCCUGGAUGCACAAGGCUUCUGAAAUGCAAACAGGGAUUGGAUUCCCUUCAUCAUGUUGCAGAUGAAAAAGAGGUUGGUGGUCUGAAGUUCCACAGAUAUAACCAGGAAAAGACCAUGGAGUGGCUUAAGAAAAAGGUUCAAAGGACAGUAAGCACACUCAAAAAGAGUAAUAUAUCUGUUGGUGGUGGAGUAAAGUCCAGCACAUUUGUCAGAGUCAAACAGGAAGCAGAUGCCACAGAAGAGGAUUACUUGCGUUACGCACAUGGACUCAUAUCAGAGUACAUCAGUGAAGACCUGAGCAAAGAUCUCCUCAAGCAUCUGCAGUUGCCCGAGAUAUCCAGCCCUAAAGAGACAGAGCCUCCCUCUAAGAAACGAAAACUGUCAGAUAAACCAGUGGAGGCCGGAGAAGACUACACCAAGUUCAACAGUGCAGAUUUUGCACGAAAAGCUCCGAAGAAGAUGACUGCAGCUCAGAAGACUCUUGCCAAAGUAGACAAAACUGGCAUGAAGAGCAUCGCAGCAUUCUUCAGCCCUAAAGUUAAGCAAGAGAAGAACUAAGUUAGUGUCUUUGUGUUUAUUUUUGCUAAUAAAGUUAUUAAAAAAGA